CUUAUUGACCUGAACCAACAGUUGCUUGUAACGUUAGGAGUUAGUCACAGCUCACUGGACGAGCUAUGUUGUGUGACAUCCAAGUAUGGUCUACAUUCCAAGCUGACAGGAGCCGGUGGGGGAGGAUGUGCUUUCACUCUUGUCACACCAGGUAACAUUAAAGGGACAGAAUCGUGUAAACUACGCUAGAGUUAUAAAGGUGCACUGUACACUAGGAAGGGGGGGGGGGGGGGGGGCAACCCCCUUAUGAAAGGAACGGGUAUGUUCAUUGGGGCCUUAAAGAUCCACAGCCGCGGACGAAAACAAGACGGCAAAAAACACAAAAGGUUAACAAUAGGUUUAUUAAGAAAAACAACAACUUCCCACGUCCAACACAUUUUUUUUACAUUUUUUUUCCAAGGGGGGGGGGGGGGGGGGGGGGGGGGGGGGGGGGGGGGGCAACUCCCUUAUGAAAGGUACGGGUAUGUUCAUUAGGGACUUUAAGAUCCAACGACGCGGACGACAACAAGAACGUCAAAAACACAAUAGGUUCACAAUAGGUUUAAUUAGCAAAACAACAACUUCGCACGUGCAUCACACUUUUUUUUACAUUUCUUUCCCGUUUUUGCACGACUACGACGUGAAAAUGCCUAAUUUCGCGUUUUAUGGAGGACGUAAACAAACAACGACGAAAUUUAUUUCUCUUUCUGAGCUUGAAUAUGGUCCCUUGAAAUUCCGCUUCAGGAGGGUUCGCCUACAAUUGACAAAGUAAGUAGGUAGGAAUAAUCGCUGUAAAGACUGAAAGAACGCAAAUUCACUUUUUAAGCGACGUUCUUGUCGCCGUCGCGUCGUUGGAUCUUAAAGUCCCUAUUGUCUGUCUUGGGUGGCCUGUGCGCAGACACCCCCUCCCCUCAAAAACAUCUCUCCCAAUUUUUUCUUUACGGGAGGGGGCGUCUGUACACAGCUAGCUUAGGGAUGUAAAGUCAGUGCGGAUUUUGGUCUUACUUAUGGUUUUUAGGAUAAAAAGUCAAACUUUUUCCUGGCAAACAGGUAUCGCUUAGGAUUGUGCGUAAAGAAAGAUCUUUUUAAAAAAACAAAACAAACAAAUGCCGCUCUUCUGUGUUAAAGGUACCAUUCGAGCAUUCGAUGUGGAAAGUUAUAAUCUCUAUUGCUCUUAGUUGGUUAUCCUUUCAGUAUGGUCUCAUUGAGGUCAUAUGUAGCCAAGCCACGCCCAAGUUGGUAACUUUUAGAGUAUAAUUCUGUUUUCCAACUAGCAUUCUCGUCUCUUUCAUACGGGAGCCCACCCCUUCCCCCUCUCGAUGUACACACUGAUGCUCAGAGUGGCCUUUGAACAACAGCACAUAUUACGUUCUCCAAGGCGUGGCUGAAACCUUCGUUAACUGGCCAAAGUGGUACCUGGAGAACAGUUCUAUUAACUGAGCUUUUUAGAAUUUGAGAAAAAUGGUUUGACCCUGGUCGAGGCGAAAAAUACCAUAAUAAUAUACCAUAAUAAAAUAUCAUAAUAUGAAUUUACAGAAUAUUAGGGUAUUUUCCACUUCGGUAGCCUGAGAAAACAGCUGACAUUUCGCGACGCAACCACUGGUUUCCCGAGUCCAUAGAGCAAACUCCCCAUUUGGGGAGUCGAGAGAAGUCACGCGAGAGUAACUCGCGAAAAGAGAUGCGAGUGCGAGGGGCUCGCCUCGCUUUGCAAAAAUGGAUACAUUGCUAGUAGGCUCAUUGAUGACGCAUUCCAACCCCCUGUGUAGUGUUUUUGUUUGGUUGAAAAUUUGCUUCGUCCAAUGAGAAGCACUGCCCAGAUCUUCGAAGUGACGCGUCAUCAAUAUGGAUGAUUUCUGGGCCAGUUCCUCAGUCUUUUAGCAGGAGGGUCGCGAAAUGUCAGCCUCGCACCCAGGCCAGUUCGCGCUAUCUGGGUGACCAGAGGAGGCUUGGAACGGAGCGCGAUAGCGCCUCGGCGAAUUUCUCCCGACGAGUUUGGCAGGCGACGUCACAUCCGAAAACGCCGUGGACGACUGGGAACGAGGCUGGCGAAAUGUCAGCUGUUUUUCUCAGGCUACCAAAGAGGAAAAUAUCAGAAUAUUCUUUAAAUUCAGGUAGUUUAAAGAAUAUUAUAGUAUUUUUGGCUUUGACCAAUAGGUUUAAGCUAUUUUCUCAAAUUUAAAAACCUCAGUUAAUAGAACUGUUCAUUAAAUUCCUUACUCAUUGUAGACGUUCAUUCAUAACAUUCUCUUUUGCAAUGAUCUCUCUGCCAGAUUCAAGUGAGAAAUCAGUAAGUGACGUCAUUCAUGAUUUGACCAAUUUGGGCUUUGAAGUUUGGGACACGUGCCUUGGUGAUGAAGGGGUUACCCUACAAAUAUCUUAA
Messenger RNA from Porites evermanni, 2359 nucleotides. NCBI's taxonomy places the organism in Eukaryota, Metazoa, Cnidaria, Anthozoa, Scleractinia, Poritidae. The record is from the annotation of a GenBank genome assembly.